AUGUAUCCUUAUCAAACGUCACAACUAGCCCAAACACCAGAAUCAGUUACAGGUAUUUUUGAUGGUCUGGGAAUCAUUAAUCGUUAUGGAUCUCAACCACACAUGGUUUCGCUUAACCCUACAACUGAAGAUAAGAAGAGCUGCUGUGGAACAACAGGCAUCCCAGGUGUCCCCGGUGUCCCCGGUGUACCUGGUGCUCCAGGAAGAGACGGGGUAAAAGGAGAUGCUGGAUCACCAGGAGAGAAGGGAAAUCCUGGAAAAAGUAAUUUAAAAUUUACUAAAGGUGAGAAGGGAGAUCCAAGAAGUUCCGGGUUACAAGGUAUGAAAGGUGAAAAAGGAGAAUCUAACGCUCAUGCAAACGAUGAAACAUUUUUGUCUACAUGGAAGCAAUGUGCUUGGCGGAGACACGACGGUAAAUUUCAUGGAUUGAUACAGAACUGUGUAUUCACGAAAAAGUUUGACAACACUUCCCUUCAAGUGUUUUAUGGAGGAGGCUUGCAAAUUUAUGGUUGCAACAAUUGUUGCAAACGUUGGUAUUUUACUUUUAAUGGAGUUGAAUGUAAAAACCCUCUUCCUAUUGAUGGAAUUCUUUACAUGAACAAUGGAAAGUCACAAAAUAUCCUUCGACAUCGUCACAUUGAAGGAUAUUGUAACAAAAUCCAAAAAGGAAAAGUGCAAGUUGGAUUCUGGAUCGGCAAUUGUGCUAGUUAUGGUAACGCAGAUGCAUCCAGUGGAUGGGAAUCAGUUUCUCGUAUUGUUAUUAAAGAGGUUCCUCCACCACAAGAAUAA
This is a messenger RNA of Xenia sp. Carnegie-2017, 789 nucleotides long. RefSeq names its product collagen triple helix repeat-containing protein 1-like. The record is from RefSeq and is a predicted model, not a curated record. The transcript has 3 exons. Lineage: Eukaryota; Metazoa; Cnidaria; Anthozoa; Malacalcyonacea; Xeniidae. The coding region runs from base 1 to 789 and encodes 262 amino acids.